Radiomyces spectabilis is the source of this 768-nucleotide messenger RNA. Its product is annotated as HIT-like domain-containing protein. The transcript is spliced from 5 exons. NCBI's taxonomy places the organism in Eukaryota, Fungi, Mucoromycota, Mucoromycetes, Mucorales, Radiomycetaceae. Gene Ontology annotation, molecular function: catalytic activity. The record is from RefSeq and is a predicted model, not a curated record. Bases 189 to 650 code for a protein of 153 amino acids.
AUCCGCAUAAAACCUCGGCGAUUCACUGGUGAACAGUGUUGUCAGUUGUAACUGUGCAAGAGCUGCAAUUUUGGGAAAAUCAUCGGCUCGUUUAAUAUCGUGACGGGGUUUUCAGGCACAGACAGAUGCGCAUCCCAAAGAAGGAAAUGUCUAUCGCAGACAAACGUCUUCUUUGACAGUAACAUCUCAUGCGAUUUCCCAAAGUGUACCAAUUUGGCCCCAUUUCCAUUCCAGAGACUCAAGUAUUCUAUACUUCGCAACACUGUUUGGGUCUUGUUAACUUGAAACCCAUUGCUCCUGGCCAUGUACUUGUCAUUAGUAAAAGAGUCGCCACUCGCUUGCACGAUCUGAGCCCUGAAGAAGCGAGCGAUAUGAUGAUCAGUGCCCAGAAAAUCGGGCACGCCAUUGAAAAGUAUUACAAUGGAACUUCUCUAACCAUGGCUAUCCAGGAUGGUCCACAAGCAGGGCAAUCGGUACCCCACGUACACAUGCAUUUAAUUCCGCGUCGCCAGGGUGACUGGGCAAACAACGAUGACAUUUACGACGAGUUGGAUAACAAGAAAAAGGGGGUAGACAAUGACGAACGGAAGCCACGGUCAACGGAAGAAAUGAAAGAAGAAGCUGAUCGUCUGAGAGCCCUUUUUGAAUAAGAUGACUCUGCACACCUUGUAGACCGGCCAACAAAUACACAUCACACCACAUUACAAUACACUUCUGGAAACAGUAGAAUAGUUGUCUUGUACAAGACAUAUUGCAGUAGGAUAUAUU